UGAGCCGCACAACAAAGCAUUGAACCUAUGUACAAUGCCGAGCCCAUGCGGCGUUUGCAUCGAUGCCUGGCAGCGCCACGCGAAGCUUUGCGAACCACGAGCUCAGCUCUUUCAGCUCUUUCUCACAGCACCCUUUUGCGACAUUGAAUGCGCGACACUUGCCUCUGUCACUAUGUUCAAUAAACCGCACGCCGCGUGGUCGCUCGUUGACGUACUUGAAUAUGUCGAAACCAACCAGUCGUCUUCGUCAACAGCGCUACCAGAGAAGCCCUUAAGAUGUCUGAAGAGAGGCACAGAGAGCAACAGCUUACACACCCAAGCCUACUCUGCACAAGAUUAUGUUGCAGUGAGUUAUACAUGGCCCAGUAAGGCAUGGACGAGACUGUACGACAGCAAUGUAUCCACUAAGGUCUGGGAUGGGAAGCACUGCAGUGACUCCGAACACAUCAGCUUGUUCAUGCUUCAUGUAUUGGACAAGUUGCUACCAAUGACCUCAAUGAAUGAUGAUGGUCAAGAGCUACACAUGUGGGUGGAUCAUUCAUGUAUCAACCAAGACGAUGACCAGGAGAAGCAAGAGCAAAUCGCAAUCAUGGACCGCAUCUACUCUGGCGCGCGCCUUACUGCUGUCAUGCUGGAAGACGUCGAACUCACUGCCGAGGAAUAUGAUUUCCUGAGGUCAUACAAGCGAAGGAUAGGCGAAGAGCGCGCGAGGUUUGUCACAUUGCUACGCAAAAUCCUGAAUGGUAGAUGGUUUGGAAGAGCCUGGUGCUCGCAAGAGUUUCUCCUGAGUCGCGGCACGAUGUUCUACGUGCAUCAGACAGGAAAGCCCAGGGAGCCAAUUGAUUUUGCCAGUGAAGUUCUGGCUGCAUGGGUGACCAAAGCACGAAUGUACGAUGCAACAGUGCCUCGCCUACCUGAGAUGAGAGGCAUUGCAAGCUUGUAUCAACCGAUCGCUGGCCUGGUUUUCGUUGGCUCAUUCGCCUGGGCAUACGGAGUCGUGCAGGAUCUGGAGUGUUACGAAGUGUUCGACAAGGUGGCUCUGGUGUUAAAUCUGGUGCGAACGCCUCCACAUCGGAGAUUGACGGCAUUUCCGAGCACAGAAGGCAAUAUGAGCGUCAAUGCAGACACGAAUGUUGCCAAAAUAGUGAACGUGCUCGCUAUACAAAAUAGGGACUUUUCGCUCCUUCAGGCUGGCCACCAGGUCGAUAAUCCAUUCAUAGGCCUCAACGGUCUCGGCUGGGCUGCUUUACCUAUCAAAGGUGACGAGAUAGCAGAUUCGUGGCGCCAUCACAUCUACGAAGUUGACAAGGAUCCUACAGCUUCCUUGACCACAGAAGGUCUCAAACUACGAGGCCCGAUCGAACGCGUUGUCACCCAGCAAGAUUGGACAAUAAGGCGUGCCGAUAAAAAGCUUCAUAUUACAGUGGACCACAUCCACAGAGUUAUCGAACCCGACUGGCUGCAAGAACCAGAUGCCCAUAGCCCCGUACAGGGCAGUUUGUACGACCGCGAUACUCAAAUGUCUAGACUCCGCGACAUCCUAUACGCUGUCGAGGCUCUCGAUGCCGUUGACAUCUGGCCGACCUUUCUGCCUGCGGAUGAAACCUGGAUACUGCGCGGACAGCACGAUGGCUUCAGGUCGUACGACGAGGGCUCACUCCGCUCACGCAUUAUAAAAAGGAGUAUAUUCGACCCGGCACGACUCAAUGAACUAUCGCUGCUGGCUCAGCUUUCUUGCAUCGAGGCGAUGAAACCAGCUUCAAUGUAG
Molecule: messenger RNA, 1768 nt
Organism: Cercospora beticola
Lineage: Eukaryota; Fungi; Ascomycota; Dothideomycetes; Mycosphaerellales; Mycosphaerellaceae
Source: RefSeq, a predicted model, not a curated record